Molecule: messenger RNA, 4049 nt
Organism: Entelurus aequoreus (snake pipefish)
Lineage: Eukaryota; Metazoa; Chordata; Actinopteri; Syngnathiformes; Syngnathidae
Product: testis-expressed protein 2-like
Exons: 14
Coding region: 327-3800 (1157 amino acids)
Cellular component (GO): endoplasmic reticulum
Molecular function (GO): lipid binding
Source: RefSeq, a predicted model, not a curated record
UUGAGGAGGAGGAGGAGGAGAAGGAGGUGUGGCGCCCAGCAGCUUCCCAUUCAGCAAAACAAUCAUCAGGAGUGUUCGCGCCAUAGAGACGUGCAGCCGGGCAGCUUCUCCCAAUCAUCCACUCCCUUCUCGGAACUGAUUUGGAAGUGUAAAGCCGCGCCGUGGCCUGGACCUUCGCACAAUGCACUAAUCAGGUGUGCCGCUGCAGCCUGCAUGCUAGCCGCUCAAGUGGGUGAACAUGACGUCUGGCAGCCUGCAUCAGGGGGGCGUGAAGGCACCGUGAAUGUCUGAAAGUCGAAAGGCUGUGAGCCCCGUGCAGGCCGGUGAUGAGCAGCCACGGCAGUACCAGCAGCAGCGGAGGUGGCCAGCAUGCCGAGACUCCUCCCCCUCGCCAUACGCCCGGGCCCAAGCUGCAGGUGCAGCGCUCCCUGUCGCGGGACACCAUCACCAUCCAUUUCUCGGCUCUGGGGAAGGAGGAAGACGACGAUGAAGAGGAGCUUUACAGAGUCGACGCGGGAGGUGAACGCGAGCCGGACGGUCCUGGAAGUUUAGAGCUCUUCAUGCCUUGUGGUCGGUCUCUGGUCGAGGGUUUGGAGAUGAAAGAGGAGCUGCUGUUCGAAUCUGCCGGCGUGGACGCCACCUUGGGAGCUGCCGUGCUAGAUGUUUCUUCUAGCGAUGUCAACGCAGCUUCUCCUGCCAUGACAAUCAUUACCCACGCCAGCGCCACUUCUCCCACCAGCUCCUCCUGGCCUUCCGAGCGUCCCUCAGCCAACGUCCCGUCCACAACCUCCAGCUCUUAUUCCCCUUGCAAGUCUGCCGGGCUUUCCUCCUCCAGACCUUUCCUCAGCCUGGUCAGGUCCUUGUCCAAUGACAUCGAGGCCCGGGAACCCGCGCCUCCGCCUACCACUGUCGCGCCGUCGCACAUACGCCACAGACACUUAAUGAAGUCUUUUGUCAAGUCUCUAUCCACGGACUCUGCGAAGGCUGAGAGCCAAGAAGGGUCUCCUCAGCAUGUUCAACAAGUGCAAUCACCCCAGCGGCCCCCACCUCGAAACAUGCAGCUCUUCAAACAGUUCUCCCAGCCUCGCCUGUCCUCCACCCCCAUCAUUGCCAGUCAGGUGGGCGGAGACUCCAAAACGGCGCCCUCUUCGCCCACCAUGUCCCCAGACGGUCGCUCCUUCUUCAAGGUUCAAGAGGUCGAAGCCAAGAUAGAGGACACCAGGCGGCGGCUGUCAGAGGUGAUGUCGGACCCCCUGCAGCUCUUCAGUAAGAUCAUGGGGGAGGAGCCGAGCACAGGCGGCCCUCAUCGCGCCAGGUUGCUCUCCUCCAGCGCGUCGGAGCUGAGCGGCAUGGCAGCGGUGAACGGACACUCUGAAGGGAACAGCUACAGCAUCAAGGAGGAGGAAGGAGGCGAGGGGGACGACGAUGAAGAAACUCCCACUGGCAAGGGACCCGAUUCUGUCUUUUUCUCCUGUCCCUCACUGACACCAGCGGCCUCUCAUAGCCAGACCUCCACCUUUGCCAGAUCCCCAUCCCUCACUCUGGGCCGCUGCUCCAUGUCGGCCCUGGUGGCUCGUCAGGAAGACGAGGACUUCUGUGAACUCUACAGCGAGGACUUUGAUUUGUGUACGGACACGGAGACGCCAGAUGGGGAUCACCUGGGAUCUCGGGGGCUCCUCACCGGCAGCACCGGGUUGUGUAGCGAACUGGAGAUAGAGGACGAGGAGAAACCAGAGGAGCGAGUCGAGACGGUGCCUUGGGUCGGCCUGGUCGCCCUGACGCAGUUGGUGUACUGGUAUCUGGUCUUUCCACUGCCGCCAUAUUUAUGUGCAGUGGCCCAUGGGAUGGUGGCUGGCUUUAUGUUGGCCAUCCUGGUCCUCUGGCUGUCAGCGCCACGCCGCUCCGGCUUGGGAACAAGGACACCCAGACGGCGGAUCGAGCCGUGGAAUGUGGCCCAGCUUGAUAUCAAAGAACCAGGAACAUUUAAGGGCUGGAUGAACGAGAUCCACAGUUACGACCCGGAGAUGUACCACGCCACCUUGACGCACUCGGUUUACGUCCGCCUGGAGGGUUCCGUCCUGCGUCUGUCCACGCCCAACCGCAACAUCUCCCGCCGUGCCACACACAACGAGGCCAAACCUGACGUCACCUACGUCAGCCAGAAGAUCUACGACCUCGCCGACGGCAAGAUCUACCUUGUGCCUCCGAGCCUAGCGAGAAAAAGAGUCUGGAACAAGAAGUACCCCAUCUGCCUGGAACUAGCCAAGCAAGACGACUUCAUGUCUAAGGCCCAGGGGGAGAAGACUGAGUGUGCGGAGGACAGGCCGUCUACACUGUGUGAGAAAGGAGAGCGAGUGGACAAGGCGGAAAAACCCGAAGUGUCCGCAGAAGAACCCAAGAGGCGAACUUCGGGAGGAGGGGAUCUCACCAUCUACCUGUUUGGGAGGACCGGUCGAGAAAAGGAGGAGUGGUUCCGCAGAUUUCUGCUGGCGUCCCAAAUGAAGUCCGAGGGGCGAGGCGGUGGUCUGCCCAAGAGUGCCUUGCAGCCGUCCCACAGCCUCAGCAGCCAGUCUGCCGCAGGCCAGGAGGCCGACAGUGGCAGCAGCGGCCGAGGGAGCUCCGACGAGCUGUGCAACCCCCAGGCUCGGCACCGGGAGGGCUCCUCUGGCUCCUCCUCUGGUGCCACUGGGUGGAUGAGGCCAAAGCUCUUGGACUACAACCUUUACAUGGCCAAGUAUGUCAACCCCCAUCCCGCACCCAGCAGCCCGACCCCUGCUGACAGUCCUGGACAGAGCCCCGAGAGAAGCCCCCAAGCCACCAACAAGAUCCACACAAGUUCAGAAGAGCCAGCGGAACCAGAAGCCUGGGUCAAUGCUUUUCUGGGAAGAAUAUUCUGGGACUUCCUGGGAGAGAACUACUGGGCCAAUGUGGUCUCCAAAAAGAUCCAAAUGAAGCUCAGUAAGAUCCGGCUGCCGUAUGUUAUGAACGAGCUCACGUUGACGGAACUAGACAUGGGCUUUUCAGUUCCCAAGAUUCUCCGUGCCUCCAAACCCUCUGUGGACCACCAAGGUCUGUGGUUUGAUCUGGAGGUGUCCUACACGGGCUCCUUCCUCAUGACCCUGGAGACUAAGAUGAACCUGGCCCGUCUAGGGAAGGAGGGCGAGGGCCUGGGCGAGCACGGGAAGGAAUGGUCGAGGCCGAGGACUUACUGUCUGGCAGACAGCGAUGAGGAGUCGUCCAGUGCUGGAUCUUCAGAUGAAGAGGAUUCUCCAGAACUUCUCAGUAGUGACAAAACCCUUUUACCUGCAGGUGAAGGCAGCUACUCUGGAGGCCACAGACCCAGCAAGAUCAUGCGCUUCGUGGACAAGAUCGCCAAGUCCAAGUACUUCCAGAAAGCCACAGAGACGGAGUUCAUCAGGAAGAAGAUGGAGGAGAUGUCCAACACGCCAUUGCUGCUGACUGUGGAGGUGCAGGAGUGUCGGGGGACCCUGGCUGUCAACGUCCCACCGCCCCCUACUGACAGGAUAUGGUAUGGCUUCCGCAGCCCACCUCACCUGGAACUGAAAGCCCGGCCUAAACUCGGGGAGCGGGAGGUCACUCUGGUUCACGUAACGGAAUGGAUCGAGAAGAAACUGGAGCAGGAGUUUCAGAAAAUAUUUGUCAUGCCAAACAUGGAUGACGUGUGGCUACCCAUAAUGCACUCUGCCAUGGACACGCGUUCAAAUGCCAGCUCGAUUGCCUACUCAGACGAUGCCUUGAAGGGCCCCGAGGCGGAGGACUCUGGGGUCCCCUACAUGUGACUCUGGGGUCCCCUACAUGUGACCCUGGAACCUCCUACAUGUGACCCUGGAACCUCCUACAUGUGACCCUGGAACCUCCUACAUGUGACUCUGGGGUCCCCUACAUGUGACUCUGGGGUCCCCUACAUGUGACCCUGGGGUCCCCUACAUGUGACCCUGGAGUCCCCUACAUAUGUGACCCUGGGGUCCCCUACAUAUGUGACCCUGGGGUCCCCUACAUAUGUGACCCUGGGGUCCCCUACAUGUGAC